Triticum aestivum (bread wheat) is the source of this 581-nucleotide messenger RNA. RefSeq names its product histidine-containing phosphotransfer protein 2-like. NCBI's taxonomy places the organism in Eukaryota, Viridiplantae, Streptophyta, Magnoliopsida, Poales, Poaceae. Gene Ontology annotation, cellular component: cytoplasm; nucleus. Gene Ontology annotation, molecular function: protein histidine kinase binding; histidine phosphotransfer kinase activity. The record is from RefSeq and is a predicted model, not a curated record. The transcript is spliced from 5 exons. Gene Ontology annotation, biological process: phosphorelay signal transduction system; cytokinin-activated signaling pathway; phosphorylation. The coding region runs from base 135 to 566 and encodes 143 amino acids.
GAAAUGGACUCGUGAGUCCGCUAUAUAACCUGCACUUCUCUCCCCUCUCCUCGUCCACUCCGCCGGCCCUACCCCCGGAUCGCCCCCCUCCGCUCACGCCCUCUUGCACCGCCGGACUCCCGGACCUCCUUGCCAUGGCGGCCGGCGCGCUCAGGGCUCAGCUCAACGCCCUCGUCGACUCCAUGUUCACCACGGGUAUUGUGGACGAGGCUUUCCAACACCUGCGGUCGGUGGAGCAGGAGGGCUUCCUCGCCGAGGUCGUCAACCUCUUCAUCCACGACGCCGACAACAUCCUCAACGAAGUCGCCCACCUGCUGAACCAGCCCGUGGUGAACUUCAGCAGGGUGGGCGCACUGGUGCAUCAGCUAAAGGGGUGCAGCGGCAGUGUUGGUGCUAAGAAAGUGAAUCUCUCCUGCACCCACUUUCGUCAGUCUUAUGAGGCAGAAAGUAAAGAAGGGUGCCUCAUGGCAUUGGACCUUGUUAGGAAUGAGUUUUAUGAUGUGCGCAACAAACUACAAACAAUGAUUCAGGUAGCACCUUAUGUGCCUAGCUAUGUUGGCUUUUGACUUCCGAUUUCUCAC